CUCCGCGUCUAAGACCCGCUUUGUGGCGACAACACGAUCUUUACCUGCAGCUUGUUUGGAAGCAGACAGUCCGAGUCCCACCAGGUGCUUCAGGCGGAUUCCCCUCCCACCAAGCGACAGGUCACCGCUCCUCCAGCCCCAGCCGGCCUGCUACCUCAGUGCAUCAGUCUGUCGGAGCAUGGCGACAGGGGGUGAGCAGCCAUCAUCCAGUCAUCAUAAACACACCAACAGGUUGGCCAAGGAGAGGUCACCCUACCUGUUACAGCAUGCACACAAUCCUGUUGACUGGUAUCCGUGGGGACAGGAAGCUUUUGAGAAGGCGAAAACUGAAGACAAACCAGUUUUUUUAUCAGUGGGUUAUUCCACAUGUCACUGGUGCCACGUCAUGGAGAGGGAGUCUUUCCAGGAUGAAGAAAUUGGCAAAAUCCUUAGUGACAACUUUAUCUGCAUCAAACUAGACAGGGAGGAAAGACCUGAUGUGGACAAGGUCUAUAUGACCUUUGUACAGGCAACAAGUGGACGUGGUGGCUGGCCUAUGAGCGUUUGGUUAACUCCUGACCUGCGACCUUUUAUUGGAGGUACUUACUUCCCCCCCAGAGACCAAGGAAGACAACCUGGAUUAAAGACAGUUCUGCUUAGAAUCAUUGAACAGUGGCAGAACAACCGUGCUGCUUUGGAGUCAACUGGUGUGAGGAUACUCGAGGCUCUUAAGAAAGCCACAGCCAUCAGUGCAAACCCAGGAGAAAGCCUUCCACUGGCCCCAGAUGUUGCUAAGCGCUGCUUCCAGCAGCUGGCCCAUUCUUACGAGGAGGAGUACGGAGGCUUUAGGGAUGCUCCAAAGUUUCCUUCACCAGUGAAUCUGAUGUUCCUCAUGUCUUACUGGUCUGAGAAUCGCUCCACUUCAGAAGGAGUGGAGGCGCUCCAGAUGGCCUUGCACACACUGAGAAUGAUGGCACUGGGAGGCAUCCGUGACCACGUGGCACAGGGCUUUCACCGGUAUUCCACUGAUUCCUCGUGGCACGUUCCUCACUUUGAGAAGAUGUUGUAUGACCAGGCUCAGUUGGCUGUGGCUUAUAUUACUGCCUUCCAGGUAUCAGGUGAGCAGUUCUACGCAGAUGUAGCUAAGGACAUACUGCUCUACGUCUCCAGAGACCUGAGUGACAAGUCUGGAGGUUUCUACAGUGCUGAGGAUGCAGACUCUGUUCCAGCAUCAGGGGGGCUAGAAAAGCGAGAAGGGGCCUUCUGCGUCUGGACGGCCUCAGAGAUUCGUGAGCUUUUGCCAGACAUGGUGGAGGGCGCCACUGACGCUGCCACACAAGCAGACAUCUUUAUGCAUCACUACGGGGUCAAGGAGCAAGGCAAUGUUGAACCACAACAGGACCCACAUGGCGAGCUGCGAGGCCAGAAUGUGCUGAUCGUUCGGUAUUCAGUCGAGUUAACAGCUGCUCGCUUUGGCAUUACGGUUGAAAAGGUCAACAAAUGCCUGGCUUCUUCCAGGGCCAAAAUGGCAGAAGUAAGGAAGGCACGUCCAUGCCCACACCUGGACACCAAGAUGCUGGCGUCAUGGAAUGGCCUGAUGCUGUCGGCCUUCGCACGUGUUGGAGCUGCCCUGGAGAACAAGGCCUUGCUGGAGAGAGCGGUGCAGGCAGCCAACUUCCUGAAGGAGUACCUGUGGGACGCGGAGCGGCAGACCAUCCUCCGAUGUUGUUACCGCGGAGACCAGAUGGAGGUUCAGCAGAUAUCUCCACCUAUCUCUGGCUUCCUGGAUGACUUUGCCUUCAUCGUUGGUGGCCUGCUGGAUCUGUAUGAGGCCACGCUGCAAACAGAAUGGCUGCAGUGGGCGGAGGAGCUGCAGCUCCGGCAGGAUGUGCUGUUUUGGGACGACCAGGGUGGAGGUUACUUCAGCUGCGAUCCCAGCGACAGCACAGUUCUGCUGCAGCUGAAGGAAGAUCAAGAUGGCGCUGAGCCCAGUGCUAACUCUGUGUCAGCUUUCAAUCUUCUGCGUUUGUCCAGCUACACUGGAAAACAGGAGUGGCUGCAGAAGUCCCAGCAGCUGCUGACAGCGUUUUCUGACCGGCUGACCAGGGUUCCCAUAGCCCUGCCUGAGAUGGUCCGGGCUCUCAUGGCUCAACACCACACACUCCAACAAGUUGUGAUCUGUGGCCAGAGGGAUGCUUCAGACACCGCGGCUCUUCUAGCAGCUGUCAACUCCCUCUUCCUUCCAUUUAAGGUUUUGAUGCUCAUUGAUGGAAAUCCAGAAAGCGUCCUGUCCCACCAGCCCGGCCUGGCCUGCAUGACCCAGCUGGACGGUGUCGCCACAGCGUAUGUCUGUCAGAGCUUCACAUGUUCUCUGCCCAUCACAAACCCCCAGGAGCUUCGUCGACUUCUCUUGCAUGGGACGACGGACACACAGACAAAAUGACACCUAAAGAGCUGACUUGACCUACGCAUUUGUGCUGUUUCUGUCGUUGUCCCAAAGGAACGCCAAAGCUGUAUCAACCAAACUGAAUAGAGUGGGUAAUAUGUUCAUGUUCUCCAGUAACUUCAGAUCUGUUACUCAAGCUUGUUCUAAACUAACAGCUAAAUAUUACCUCAGCAGUCAGCUUCUGUUUAAAUAUAUUAAGGUUUAGGAGACAGAUCAUCUGUGGAGUCAUAAUGAAAAUCAAGUGUGUAGAUGUCCUUAUCAGC
Molecule: messenger RNA, 2688 nt
Organism: Nematolebias whitei (Rio pearlfish)
Lineage: Eukaryota; Metazoa; Chordata; Actinopteri; Cyprinodontiformes; Rivulidae
Gene: spata20
Product: spermatogenesis associated 20
Exons: 16
Coding region: 179-2422 (747 amino acids)
Biological process (GO): carbohydrate metabolic process
Source: RefSeq, a predicted model, not a curated record